AUGGGCGACUUCAAAAUUGAAAAUGUGUUGUUCCAUUUUGAAAACAGCCUACAUGGUGACGAAGAUGUUCGAAUUGUGGAUUAUUUGAAAGCUUACGAGGAACUUAGCAGGUAUAUAUACAAACACACUAUCAGAUACAUAUGAUUACAGAUUAUUUGCAGAACUAGGAGUGGUUUUCGGGUUUGUAGAGUCAGAUGUAACCGAAAAACGGAAAAUUUUAACGGAUUUGCACAGUAAAGACCAAACUUCUUAUUCUACAGUGAUCACCAUGGUGUCUAAUGAAUGCGAAGACUCAAAGAAUCCGAAGGAAAAAGGAUCCAGGACGCUACUGCGGCUACACAGGGCUCUUGAGUUUCUGAUACUCUUCGUGAAGAAUAUAAAGGACAUGGAUACGGACAGCACUACUGAAAUGUUCAGAGCCAGCUAUCAAGCCACGCUCUCUCAGCAUCAUACUUGGUUGAUACGAAAAUCUGUCGGGUUUGCUGCUGCCAUGGUUCCUCCGCGACCGAAAUUGGUGGAGAUUAUGUUCAACGAACAUCAAGAUACAGAAGCUUUAGAGAGGACGUCGACCAAGUUCUUGGAGGUGUCUACUACUGUUUAUGAACGUGUGCAAAAUGUCUAUAGCGAGCGAGGCUUACUUAAUUUAUCUUAG
This is a messenger RNA of Bursaphelenchus okinawaensis, 652 nucleotides long. Lineage: Eukaryota; Metazoa; Nematoda; Chromadorea; Rhabditida; Aphelenchoididae. The record is from the annotation of a GenBank genome assembly.